AAACGUCUCUCGAAGCUGCUAAAUUGGGAGAAGCGUCGGGGAUGCGGCUGCUCCAGGGCUGACUGCGUCCGCGCAUAGAACGAACCCGGGGAGGAAUGGUAGUGCAGCCUCCCAGCGUGUGGGGGCCGACGACGCCCCCGGCCUUCGAACCAGUUACACAUGGUGGUGGUUUACUUUUCGAGGGCGCCGAUGCGCGAUUUCAAAUUAAGGUGCGUGGUCAUCCCGCGCCUCAAGUGGUGUUCUCCCGACGAGGAAUGCCGAUAAGCAACGAUGCACGCCGUCAGAUUACCUACGAGCCCGGCACUGGCCUCUGCACGUUGCUCAUCCGUAACUUGACAGCCGAAGACGAAGGCGACUACAACUUAUCAGCAGUGAAUACAGCCGGGGAAGCCUCGCUCACACUAUGCAUCCGACGUCAAGGCCUCGUUGGACAGCAGGGCGCACGCCAGCACACUACCGUCCAGCGAACCCAGUUAAUGACACAAGAUGGAGUUACAAUGUCAAGAGCCACCGAGGUGUCCCAGGGCCCUCAAUAUUUCGCUGCCUCUGACUUCAGAGUUGACACUUUCGAAUACAGACUACUUCGAGAGACAGAGUUCCUCGAGACACUGCUCGUACGCGCGGGCGUCACAGAAGCCCUCAGCCAAACCGCCACAGGGCCUCCUCAGAUUCUUCAGCGACCGAGGAAUUCCAAGUUGCUGGAAGGAUCUGAUGUAUCAUUCACAGCACGCCUUUCAGGCGAGCCCCGUGUUAUUUGGUUCCGCAAUGGAGAACCACUGCGGCCGUCUCAACGCGUUGUGGUUGAGCGCCGUGUUGACCUGUACACGCUCAAGAUCCACAUGGCACUACCAGAAGAUGCAGGAUACUACACUUUACUCGCAGAAAACAUUCACGGCCGCGUUGCCUGCUCAGCACAUUUGGUUAUUGAAGCAUCUCCUCCUGCGCCUGGACCAGCGACAGGAACCGUGGUUGAAACAGUCAGUGAAACACCAUCUCGAGCACUGGCUCCCAGCUUUGUGAAGCAACCCCAGGAUCAAGAAGUUACGGAAGGAAAAAUGGCACGUUUCGACCUGAGAGUGUCGGGACGACCUUUUCCCGAUCUUCGCUGGUAUCGCAAUGGCCAGCCCAUUAACGAUGAUGCGACGCAUAAGUUGCUUGUCAACGAAGGCGGAGUCCAUGCCUUGAUGAUCACGGCUGCGGCUCGGGAAGACGCUGGCACGUGGACCUGUGUAGCAAGCAACAAGAGUGGAGAAUGUCGCUACGAUGUCCAACUUCAUGUUAUCGAAAAGGAACAAGUGGUAGCUCCCAAGUUCGUGGAGCGGUUCCAGACCCUCACCGUACAGGAUGGGGAACCUGUGACGUUACACUGCCGUGCUGUGGGGACACCCGUGCCACGUAUAACAUGGCAGAAGGACGGCCGCCAGAUCCAUUCGCAGCCACCAAAUGUGCUCAUCGAAACGCAGGAGGGAAGCUCAGCAUUGUACAUUAUGAGAGCAAGCCCGGAGGAUGCCGCCUGGUACCAAUGCACCGCGCAGAAUCAGGCGGGCUCCACGGCAACGCGCGCGCGCCUUUGCGUGCAAGCUGAGCGCGCAUCACGGUCUGAACCUUGGAAGCUGCAUCUACCGAAACCGAGCAAGGUCAUUGAACCCGAACGAUCCCCGCCGAGAGAGACGAUUUGGCUACGCCACGUGGAGCGUGCCUACCAACCGACAAGGAGUGCUGACUCCGACGACUAUCGAGCCCCCCAGAAGCCCGCUUUUACGACGCACCUGCAGGACCUCAUCUUGCAGGAGGGCGAGCGGGCACACUUGGACGCCAGGCUCGUGCCCAUUGGAGACGAGACGAUGGUUAUCGAAUGGUUCUGCAACGGACGUCCGAUCGAAGCCAGCUCCAGAGUGUUGACCACGUCGAGGUUUGGUUAUGUGGCCUUGACCAUGUUGCACGUCUACCCCGAGGAUUCCGGUGUGUACGUCUGCAGGGCAACCAACGAAGCAGGAGAGGCUACUACUACGGCCACAUUAAAGUGCUCUGCCCGGCCAGCUAUCGACCGCAAGGCCAUACAGGAAGACAGUGUUCGAGCUAUCCAGGAGCUGGAAGACAUAGAGAAGUACUCACGGCAAGAGUGGAUAGAGGAGACGGCGUCUCUCGUGAAGCCAACCUUCGUCCGUCCGCUCAGCAACCAGGAGAAUCUCUAUGAAGGAGGGAAUUGCCACUUUGAAGCCCAGCUGACACCCGUCAACGACUCCACUAUGAAAGUGGAGUGGUUCUUCAAUGGCCAGCCCCUUACCACAGGGUCCCGCAUCAACACAACCUUCAGCUUCGGCUACGUCGCCCUAAACAUCGCUUCACUCCGGUGUGAGGAUUCCGGAGUGUACAUGUGUAGGGCCACAAAUGCUAAAGGAGACGCCAUAUCUACGGCUACACUGAAGGUCAAAGCACAAGGGCUGGUGACGGGCGAUCUGGGCAUCCCUGAACAAGAAGCUUACAUUCGCAAGACGCAGGAGCUGGAAGCUUAUCAGCAGAGCCUUCAUGCUCAGAAAGAAAUCUUUUUUGAACCUGUCGCCAAUGCUCCGCCUACGUUUAAGUCUGGUCUCAAAGAUCAACUGAAUGUAAAGGAGAACAGCACGGUUCACUUCGAAGCAAGACUGGAACCCACGGGCGAUUCUUCCAUGAGGGUGGAAUGGUUGAAGGAUGGUCGUCCUCUGGAAGCGAGUUCCAGGACAACGACAUUCUUUAACUUUGGCUACGUGUCCCUGACUAUUCGUGGCGUUGGAUCUCGAGACUCGGGCGUCUACACCUGCAGAGCUAUCAAUGCUCUGGGCACUGCCACCACGCAAGCCCAUCUUACGUGUUACUCGCAAGAAACUAUUGUGCGUGAAAGCCAGUAUCCAGAAGGGCUUGAGAAGAUUCAGCACCUAGAGGACGCGUCGCAUUAUCAACGCUCACAAGUCGAAGAGGUGACUACGCGGGAACUACCAAAGUUCACCGAGGCCCUUCAGGGACCGUCUAGCCUCGUGGAGGGCCAUGGUUGCCAUCUUGAAACCCGUUUGGAACCAAUGGGAGACCCCGGCAUGAAAGUUGAAUGGUUCCACAACGGUCGCCCACUCGCAACGGGACACCGAUUUAAGACGUACUUCGACUUUGGCUACGUGGCUCUCGAUAUUUUGUACACUUUCCCUGAAGACACCGGCACUUUUGAAGUUCGUGCCACUAACAAGAAUGGCACGGAUGUUCUGAAGAAGGUGAUCAAUGUGACAGCGAAAGCUUCCAUCGACACUUCGACGAUACAUGAGGUUGGACUGGAAAGAAUGGAGCGCCUCGAGCGUUCCGAAGUUGACCAUUCCGGCUACUACAUUGAGGAAAUGUCGCGCACUAAGCCCUACUUCAAGGUACCACUGGCAGAUCCGAAGGGUCACCUCCGAGAAGGCGACAACAUCACCCUGGAGUGCCAACUGGAACCUGUACAGGAUCCUACUCUGAAGGUUGAAUGGUUCUUUAACGGCCGGCCUCUGCCCACAGGACACCGCUACGUUACGAGGUAUGACUUCGGCCGAGCGGUACUGCAGAUCCUCGGUCUCGUCCCUGAAGACACUGGGCAGUACACUCUUCGGGCGACCAAUCACCUUGGCUCUGCGCACUCGUCAUCUUGCAUCAAGGUUAUUGGGCGAUCUGGAGUCAUUACAGAGUCUCAGUACCCCGAGGGUCUGGAAAAGAUCCAACAUCUCGAGGACCACUCCCGGUACGCUCGGCAAGAAUAUCAAGAAACUCAGAUCACCCAAAAGCCGACAUUUACGCGUCCUCUGCACAAUGUGGAAACUGUCGAAGGUGCAAACGUCCACCUGGAGUGCCGUCUACAACCGGUCGGCGACCCUACCCUGCGCGUGGAGUGGUACCACAACAGCGUGCCAAUCAAAAUAGGACAUCGAUUCCGCCCUGCUCACGAGUUCGACUACGUGGCCCUCGAUGUCCUCAGCUUUUACCCCGAAGAUUCCGGCAUCUACACUUGCAAGGCGACAAGCUCGCUGGGUGAGACCGUCACCUCGUGCAACGUCAACUGCUUUGCCAAAUCUCAACUGAUCCUGGAGUCGCAACACCCGGAGGGUCUGCAGAAAAUCCAGCAACUGGAAGAUCACUCUCGUUACCAACGUGACACGUACCAGGAGACAGUAGUGAAGACUAAGCCGAGCUUCACGUCCACUUUGACUGCCCUGCGCCUUCGUGAGGGCCAGAACGGUCAUCUGGAAUGUCGUCUGGAACCGGUGAAUGACCCGGACCUGCGGGUCGAGUGGUACCGCAACGGCGUGUCUUUGCCAGUCGGUCAUCGGUACAGGCCCUUCCACGACUUUGGUUAUGUAGCUCUGAACAUCCUGUCACUGGUACCUGAAGAUUCAGGAACGUAUACCGUUAAAGCCACAAAUUCUCUUGGUACGGCUCAGCUGUCGACCACUGUUAACGUUGAAGGAAAAUCGUCUAUUGACCUAGAAACGCAGCACCCGGAAGGUCUCCAGAAGAUCCAGGCCCUUGAAGGACACAGGUACGAACCCGAGAGAGACGUGGACCAGUCGGUAACAACAGCACCAGUGUUCACCUCCGCACCCAAGUCGGUCACCGUUCAAGAAGGACAGAAAUCGCACUUCGAGUGCCGGCUUAUCCCUGUCGGCGAUCCAAAGUUGAAGGUGGAAUGGUUGAAAGAUGGAAAGCCAGUUCCAGCUGGAUCGCGUUUCGUAGAGAUGUGCGACUUCGGCUUCGUGUCGCUCGACAUUCUGUCGACGUAUGCGGAGGAUUCCGGCACGUACACUUGCAAAGCCACCAACCAGCUGGGCGAAGCCGUCGUUUCGACGCAGCUUAAAUGCGCGGCACAAAAGUCCCUGAUAUUGGAAAGUCAAAACGAAGAGGCGCUACGCCAGAUCACUCAACUAGAGGAAUACGGUCGGCAGCCAAGACCGGCUUACGUCGAGGAGUUCACUACUCAAGCUCCCGUAUUUACUCAGCCCAUGAAGAACCUGAGCCUGAAAGAAAACGAGAGUGCUCACUUUGAAUGCCGUCUGAUCCCAGUUGGCGAUCCCAACCUCAAAGUCGAGUGGUUCCACAACGGCCUGCCUCUGCAGAAAGCCUCCCGCCUCAACACCGUACACGAUUUCGGAUUCGUGGCCAUAGAUCUGAGCUACGUAAAGCCCGAGGACUCUGGUACCUACACCUGCAAGGCCACAAACUCGCUCGGACAGGCAGUGUGUUCCACAACUCUGGACGUGCAAGGGUCGAAGUCUCUGCUGCUGGACACGCAGCAUCCCGAAGGAUUGCAGAAGAUUGUGGAGCUUGAGUCGUUGGGCUCGUACAAGCCAGAGACGGUUGAGCCCGAAGUGUGCACGGCUCCACCUACAUUCCUGACUCAGCUUCAAGGACCUACGCGUCUGCCCGAGGGUCAGAGCGCCCACUUUGAGUGCCGCAUUGCGCCCUUCCCGGACCCCACCAUGAAGGUACAAUGGUUCCACAACGGCGUUGAGCUGCAAACAGGUCAUCGUUUCCGCACGAUGUAUGACUUCGGUUUCUGUGCCUUGGACAUUUUGUCAGCCAUCGCUGAACACUCUGGAGAAUAUGUCGUGAAAGCCACGAACAAGCUUGGCACAGCGACAUCUUCUGCGCGAAUCCAGGUCGAUGCUCUGGGGUCUAUUAUUUUGGACACUCAACAGCCAGAAUCCCUGUCCAAGAUUCGUGAACUAGAGGAAUCCAGUGGGUUUAUCCGUCCUGAACAUCAAGAUGUCAUCAUUAAGGACAAGCCUAGCUUUGUUCGCGGCCUCUACAAUAUCGAUGGACUAGCAGAAGGGCAGAGCGCUCACCUGGAAGCCACCCUGACCCCAACCAACGAUCCCAACAUGAAAGUUCAAUGGUACCGGAACGGUGUCGAAAUUCCUAUGGGCCAUCGUUUCAAGACGGUAAGCGACUUUGGUUACGUUGCCCUGGACAUCUUAUACGCUUACGCUGAGGAUUCUGGCACCUACAUGUGCAAAGCAACCAACAAGCUCGGCGAGGCUGUCACCACGUGCUCAGUGAAAGUCCGAGGCAAGUCCUCUAUCUUGACGGAUACCUUCCACGAAGAAGGCCUGAAGAAAAUUCAAGAACUGGAGGCAUACGAAGCACCUGCUCGAGUUGAAGCUGAAAUUACACCGACGCGACCCGUAUUCACAGUGCCCUUACAGUCAGUUGAGGGACUGGUGGAAGGCCAGAGCGCGCACCUGGAAUGCCGCCUGGAGCCAAUUAACGAUCCAAACUUGAAAGUUCAGUGGUUCGUAAAUGGUACCGAAAUCACUCCUGGACACCGCUUCCGUACCACGCACGACUUUGGUUAUGUCGCGCUUGACGUGCUCUACAUUUAUGGUGAAGAUUCGGGAACCUACAUGUGCAAGGCCACCAACCAGCUCGGCGAGGCCGUUACGACUUGCAACGUCCGAGCUCAACCUAAACAGAAGAUAUACUACGACACUCAGCAUCCAGAAGGUUUGGCCAAGAUUCGUGAGCUGGAGGCUCAAGUGAAGUACCAGCCGAUGGAGAUCCAGGAGAAACCUAUAUCGAAGCCCGUAUUUUUGACCGAGCUUCGUGGAACAUCGACACUGGAAGAAGGAGAAAACGGACACCUGGAGUGUCGUGUGGAACCGGCGCAUGACACCCGAUUGAAAAUCGAGAUCUUCCACAACGGAAGGCCAUUGACUGCAGCAACCCGCGUGCAUAUUACCAGUGACUUUGGGUACAUCGCAAUUGAUAUCACUCACGCCAUACCCGAAGACUCUGGCACGUACACAGUACGAGCGACAAAUGACCUUGGCACAGCUGAGAGUACAACCACCAUUAACGUGCGUGGCAAGUCUGGGAUUGUUUACGACACACAGCACCCAGAAGGCCUGGCAAAAAUCAGGGAGCUGGAAGACGAGUCACGAUUCAAGCGUGAAGAAAUCAAGGAGCCCGUGAGCUUCCAGAAGCCCGUAUUCACAGCUCCCCUACAGAAUUUCGAGAACCUUGUGGAGGACCAGAGGAACAUUAAUCUCGAGUGUCGACUUAUACCUGUUGGUGACCCCACCCUGAAAGUGGAGUGGUUCUUCAACAACACACCAAUCAUGGAAGGUACGCGCUUCCAUCCUGUACAAGACUUUGGGUACGUGGCCAUGAAACUCGACUACGUCCGUCCAGAGGACACUGGCGUAUACACCUGCCGUGCAACUAACGCGCUUGGUUCAGCUGAUACCACCUGCCUUCUCCGUGUCAGACCGAAAGCCUCUAUACUACUGGAGUCGCUACAGCCCGAGGGCUACGAGAAGAUUCGGCAAAUGGAAGACCUGAAGGGACAGAAGGCUCCAGAAAAGCCCGAGGCCACUUACGAACGUCCUGUCUUUACAAGCCCUCUCGUAGGACCGGGAGAGGUGGCAGAAGGUCAGCCUGCUCGCUUUGAAUGCCGCUGCGUUCCCGUCGGAGAUCCCGACCUGAAGUUCCACUGGUUCGUCAAUGGGGUGGAACUGCACACGGGUUCCCGCAUCCUGACAAGCAAUGACUUUGGAUACGUCACUCUUGAUAUAAGGUCAGCAAUCGCCGAAGACUCUGGUAUCUACAUGUGCAAAGCCGUUAACAAAGCAGGGGAGGCGGUUACGUCGACCUCGCUGAGAGUGAAGGGACGGUCCGGUGUCGAGCUUGCAUCUCAUCACCCCGAAGCCUACAGGCAGACGCAGAAGUUUGAGUAUGACUCCAGCCGCAUCCCAGAGUCAUGGGCCGAUGAAAAGCCGAAAGCGGUGCCCGUGUUUGUGCAGCACUUGAACAACGUCGACCGUGCGGUUGAGGGCCAAUACGUGCGACUUGAAGGUCGUGUGGAGCCUAGCAAUGAUGACAAGAUGAAAGUCACGUGGUACAAGAAUGGCGUUAACCUCGUUAUGGGAACUCGAAUUCAUCCAACCUCUGACUUCGGUCUCGUAUCUCUCGAUAUCACUGGGGUGAGGCCCGAUGAUUCCGGCAUAUACACCUGCAAGGCUACCAACGAAGCUGGUGAAGCUAUAUCGACGUGCACAGUUAAAGUUGAAGGCAGGGAAAACAUCGUCCUGACAUCGCAGCACCCAGACGCCCUACCCAAGCUAAGGGCCCUGGAUGAGUGGGCGCCGCCAGAUAGGACCGUUCCAGAUGUGGUCUAUGAAGGACCUGUGUUUGUGACACACUUGAACAACGUCGAAGUGCUCGAGGGUCAGGCAGCUCACUUCGAAUGCCGUGUAGAACCUUCAAAAGAUCCAACCCUUAAGGUGGAAUGUCUCUUCAACAAUAAGCCCUUGCCAGCAGGCACCAAAUUCAACCUGAAGAACGACUUCGGCUUCGUCACGUUGGACAUCAAUCCAGUGUUCCCAGCUGAAGCUGGAAUUUACACAUGCGUAGCUCGCAACUCUAAAGGCCAAGCCAUGACUACCGGCGCGCUAAAAGUACACGGUAAGGGAGACGUGCAAACGGACACACUCCACCCCACUGGCGAAAAGGGCCUUUCCAAGGUUCAAGAGCUGGAAAUGGCAUACCAGACACGAUUUGUGCCACCAACAGAAGACGCGGAAACCGUUUUCCCGCGUCCCGUGUUCGUCGUUCCUCUUGAACCCACUUUCACAGUAGAAGAAAGCCGUCCCCUACUCCUUCAGGCUAAGGUUGAACCUGCUGCUGAUCCCAAGCUCAAACUCGAGUGGUUCCUGAACGGAGUCCUUCUCCAUCCUGGCUCAAGGCACUCAGUGACCAACGACUUUGGCUUCGUUGUCUUAGCGCUUACAGACACUUGGGCUCGUGAUGCCGGCGUGUAUACUUGCCGCGCUACGAAUGCCGCCGGAGAAGCGUUUACUUCAACGACUGUGACCUGCCUCAGCCAAAAGGGAGUACAAGAAGUCACACUUCAUCCUGAAGGACGCAAGGGUCUCGAAUCCAUCCAGAAUCUGGAGGAAUCGCUCGUGAGGGCUCCGGUCACGCCCGUCGACGAAGGCAAGGGUCAGCCACCCGUGUUCACGUCGCAGUUUACGAACCUGCGUGGUUUGGACGAAGGCGAGAUCGCCCACUUCGAGGCAACGCUGACGCCUGUCGGGGACCAAACUAUGACUGUCGAGUGGUUCUUCCGCGGUAAACCCAUCAAGGCUGGUCAUCGCAUCCGUACGGUGCACGCUUUCGGCAUGGUUGUCUUCGAGAUCCUCGGCGUAGUGGUUGAGGACUCUGGCAAAUACACCUGCCGCGCUACUAACAAAUGGGGCCGUGCAGAAGUCUCAGUCGAGUUGGAAUGCACGGACAAGACAAAAGGACAGAAGCCACGCUUUACUACUCAGCUUCAGAACGUGGUUGGCCUCAAGGAGGGUGACAGUGCGCACAUGGAGUGCCACCUGGUUCCCGUUGGAGACAAAGACAUGCGAGUCGAGUGGUACAAGAACUCCCAGCCAUUGCGCGACAGCUCACGCAUCAAGACCCUGAGCGAGUUCGGCUAUGUCGUGAUGGAUAUUUCAUUUGUGCACCACGAGGACUCCGGCGAAUAUGUUUGUGUGGCUACGAACAAGUAUGGCUCCGAUGCUACAAAGUGCACCAUUCAGUGUGCAGGAUCUGGAACCAUUUUCCGAGACUCUCUUCAGCCCCAGUCACUUGAUAAGAUCGCUCAGCUGGAAGGCUACACAUCACAGACGAGAACGACCGGUCUCGAAUUCGUGCCAGUGCUGGAGGCACCUCGCUUCGUGACACAACUACAGCCCAUCGACAACCUGGUGGAAGGUCAAAGCGCGCACUUCGAAUGCCAGCUGGUGCCCGUUAAUGACCCGAACCUCACUGUCGAGUGGUACUGCAACGGUCAAUUACUACGAUCGGGUCACAGAUUCCGCACGUUCCACGACUUCGGCAUCGUUGUCCUGGACAUCUUGUACUGCUACGGAGAAGACUCUGGAGAAUGGGUCUGCAAGGCAACCAACAAAAUGGGCUCCGAUGUGACACGAACGAUCCUAAACUGCAAGGCCAAGAGCUCCCUUAUCUUGGAACCGCAACUCCCACCCGAAAUGGCGUCUGGAACUCAGAGUUUGAUUGCGUUGGAAGAGAGCUUGUACCGUACAUUACCAGCCGUGGAACAAGAAGGCCCACGAGAACCGCCUCACUUCACGCAACCGCUGACGGACGUCACUGACCUACGGGAAGGUGACAGCGCACAUCUGGAAGCUCGCCUGGUACCCACCGACGACCAGGACCUGACAGUAGAGUGGUUCAAGAACAACAUGCCUAUCAUUUCUGGUACCCGUAUCAGGACCAUCAACGACUUUGGCUUCGUGCUCCUGGAAAUGAGUCCCGUGUAUCCCGAAGAUGCGGGCAUCUAUUCUUGCAGAGCAAGAAACCGUUUCGGCGAGGCCGUUACAACGUGCACGCUCAAGUGCCAAGGGAAGAGAAGCAUCAUCCUUGAUUCGCAGUUGCCAGAUUCGAUGGCAUCCGGUAUCGAAAAGAUAGCGAGAUUCGAAGAAGUGUCUUCUGCUCGUAUCAGUGAAACAUGGACAGACAAAGAUGUUUCUCAACCACCCAAAUUCGUCAGCGCACCGUCGGAUCAAACGCUCCAGGAAAAUUCUUUGGCUCAUUUUGAGUGCAGAUUGACUCCUGUCGGUGAUCCCACUCUUCGUGUCGACUGGUUCCUCAACGGAAAGCCCCUGGUAACAGGUUCCCGCAUCAAGACUAUCAGUGAUUUCGGGUACGUGAUACUUGAAGUAGCAGGAGUUUACCCACGGGACGCCGGUGUGUACACGUGCAGAGCCGUCAACAAGGCCGGCGAAGCCACCGCAUCUUGCAAGCUCAAUGUGAAAGGCAAACAGUCAAUUGUCAUGGAACCCCAGCUCCCACAGGACUUCAAGUCGGGCUACGAAAGUAUCCAGAAGCUGGAAGAAUCGAUGUAUCGAGUUGACGAACAAAUCUUCGACGACGACAAGAAAGAGCCGCCCAAGUUUAUUACACAGAUCCAGUCCCUCAUUGAUAAGGUGGAGGGAGACAGCGCACACUUCGAAUGCAAGCUUCUACCCGUUGGGGAUCCGACGUUGAAAGUGGAGUGGUUCUUAAACGGACGGCCACUGGUCACUGGCACACGCGUACACACCGUAGAUGACUUCGGAUUUGUGGUGCUCGACAUCGAUUGGCUCUUCCCGAGGGAUUCUGGCGAGUACCUCUGCCGUGCCACAAACCGUUGGGGUACAGACAGUACACGGGCUACGCUGCGUGUGAUGGGCAAGAAGGACGUCAUUGUGGACAGUCAGCUGCCCGAAGGCAUGAGCGCAGAUAAGCUCCGUGCUCUCGACCACCCUCCAGAGUACACCGAGCCACAGGAGGUGAAGGAAACCGUGGCACCACGUUUCAUCACCCAGAUACAGCCCCAGCAGAACCUCAACGAGGGCGACUCGGCUCACUUUGAAUGCCGCCUUGAGCCUGUGAAUGACCCCAAGCUGCGUGUCGAGUGGUAUCACAAUGGAAAGCCGCUGCGCUCAGGCCAUCGUUUCAAGACUACCCACGACUUUGGUUUCGUCGCUCUUGAUGUCCUUUACGUAUAUCCCGAAGACAUCGGCACCUACACUGCUCGCGCUGUGAACGAUGUCGGAGAAGACACCACUCAGGCUACGCUGAAGUGUACGGCCAAGCCAACCCUAGACUACAGGUCCCAACUUCCCACAGAUAUGAAGGACAGCGUUCGGAAGUUGGCCGAAAUGGAAGCGUCGUGGCAGAGGUCUGAGGACGUACCCGAAGAAGCGCCAGAAGAGAGGUGCGCCCCCAUGUUCAUCAUGAAACCUGAGCCUCAGGUAGUUGUGGAAGGUGAAUGGGCCAAGUUCCAGUGUCGUGUCAUUGGGUACCCCAAGCCAAGGAUCAUCUGGGUACUCAACGGACACACAGUGAUUGCGGGCUCGCGCUACAAGCUCACGUAUGAUGGAAUCUACCAUCUGGACAUCCCCAAAACAAGACAGUACGAUCAAGGCAAGGUCGAGGUGUUCGCGCGUAACGCUUGUGGAGAGGCACACUGCUUCACAACGCUGGAAGUGCGGCCCAAGCAUGAUGACUACAGAGCUGUCCUCAAACGCUCACCAAAACCAUGGUAUGACCAAGACGUGCACUCCUACCAGAAGUAUCGUAAGGACACCGAACUUAAACGCGUGUUUGAAGAGAAGCUGACCCCAGGAGGGACACGCAUUGAUGUUUGGAAGACCGAGGAAGACGUUUCUGGCGAGAGGCAGAAGGUGAAGAAAAGGCUAGAGGAAGAAGAACUGGAAAAACUGAAACCCAAAGUUGAACGUUUCAAGACAGAUUCCCUCUAUCUGGAUUCCCGCACUGGAGAGACCCGAGUGGAAGCUGGCAGCCAGGCACAGUACAUGGCCAAAUACUUCGAGACUGAAGCUGAGAAACAGCAGAGGGGCGCCGUAUUCCUACCCACCUCUCCCGAGUCAGUGGUGCAGGGACGCGAGGUUCAUGUCAGCACUUCGAAGCAGACCCAGAAGGAGCAACAAGGAGAUUUGGAGAUUACUCGAAAAAAGACUGUGACUGAAACUCUGGACCAGGAACACAAAGGGGUCACUAAAGAGCGCCGUGUGCAAGGCCCCGUGCAAGAGUCGAAGCCUCCAGUGUUCACGAGGAAACUUCAGCCAUGCCGCGUCGACGAAGGUCAGGGUGCCAAGUUCGAAUGUGUCUUUACUGGAACGCCACCUCCUACGAUCACCUGGUACCGGGAGAAUUUCCCGAUCCAACCAUCGCAAGAUUUCCAUAUCGUAACCACCGACAAAACAUCGACGUUGUCCAUUCGGGAAGUAUACCUUGAAGAUUCAGGCGUCUUCUCCGUGAAGGCCGAGAACCGUGGCGGAACGGCAAAGUCCUCUGCAAACCUUGUCGUUGAAGAGCGCCGCGAACAACGGUCUGGCGUUGUUCCUCCAAACUUCACCAGGACAAUUCAAGACGUUACAGUCCAGUCGGGAAAACUGGUGCGCUUGGACGCGAACGUCUCUGGAUCUAAGCCAUUGGACGUGUACUGGCUGAAGAACGGCAAGAAAGUGACUCCCGACGUGACCCACAAGGUGGUGGAGGAGGAUACCCUUUACACUUUGCUCAUUCUUGAAGCUCAUCCAGACACCGACCCUGGAAGCUACGAAUGUGUGGCUAUUAACUCAGCAGGAGAGGCGCGCUGUCAGGCACACGUACUUGUCGAAGGCUCAAAGCCCAAGACCCCACCCACCAGCCCGAAGGAUGCCGUUCCCGGGGACACAAAGGCACCCACGGUGACAGAGCCGCUGAAGCCGUUAGCAGUCAAGGAGGGUCAGAGCGCUGUCUUCAGAUGCAGGGUUCCGGGAACACCCGCUCCUCAGGUGAAAUGGUUCAAGGGAGAGCAACUAGUCAAGCAGUCCCGCUACUUCCGAAUGUCCCAAGAAAACAACCUGUUCACCCUUAAGAUUUCCGAAGCCUUCCCGGAGGACGAGGGAACGUACAAAUGCGUCGCCAGCAACCCGGCUGGAUCCGUGUCUACCUCUGCCACGCUCAAAGUGAUUGUACCCGAGGCAAGCGAAGUGCCUCCGAGCGUCACGCCACUGGCUGACCUGACUGUGCCAGAGGGAAGCCCCGCACGAUUCGUGACAUCGCUGGGCGGUUCUCCUCCACCCAAGGUGGUCUGGACUCGAGAAGGACACAUCAUACGACAGUCACGUGAUUUCCAGAUGACCCAGGACCAAGGCUCUGCAUCUCUUGUCAUUCGACACACGUACCCUGAAGACGAGGGCGUUUACACCUGUCGUGCCACCAACGCUUCUGGACAGGCCGAGACGUCCGCCAGGCUUACCGUUCAACGUAAGCAGAAGAAAUAAUCGUCGCCGGGGAUUGUUGCUAGACCAUUCGUUUUAGGGGUUCGUCCGCAAGCUUAGCCCUGGAGACUUCCCCGUUGCUUUCGUCUUCCGAAACAUAAUGUGGCAUUGCUAGUCGUUGAUUCGAAGUCAGGCUUUUUUUUUGUUAAGGAUUGGCUCUUGGAUUCUAGCUUUUAUAUGCGCGCAGUCGUUGUGUACUACUCGAGCGUUCGCUAUGAGUUGCAUUUUUCACUUGGAAUUCCACUUAAGCCUCUUUUUUUACUGUCCGUUUCGCGACCGAGUGGUUCUGUUUAAGUGUGGCAAGUUUGAUAAGGCUCGGAACUUUUUAUUUUAUCCGCACGCAAUUUAUUGGCCGCGUGAUUUGAAUGCGUCUGAAUUGUAAAAAGGUAGCACUGCCAAACACCUCAUGGGCUUUCUGUCUUGAUUGGUUCCUAAUUCAUCCUAUACCUUCAUGUUAUACGCCUUCGUUGCCCCUCGCGUUGCUGUCGAAAUUAACCGAUCUGAAUUGCGUUUCUCCCUGUCUCGAGAGAAAUGUACAAUCAUUGUGGUAUGGAAAUCUGAAUAAAAAUUAAUGGUACAAA
Ornithodoros turicata is the source of this 14416-nucleotide messenger RNA. Its product is annotated as titin-like. The transcript has 79 exons. Bases 96 to 13838 code for a protein of 4580 amino acids. The record is from RefSeq and is a predicted model, not a curated record. Lineage: Eukaryota; Metazoa; Arthropoda; Arachnida; Ixodida; Argasidae.